CCAAAGAGAGAGAAGAAGAAGAAGAAGCACAAAGUCCAGAGAGAGAGAAGCUGCGAAAACCUUCAUUCUCAGAGUAGAUUCUCGAUGACGGGGCUUGUGAUGAUGACUAAAGGCGGAGGUUGUGGCGGCGGAGGAGGAGGAAAAGGAGGAAGGAGAAAAUCGAUGGCGGAGGAGGAAGAAGAGGAGGAGCAGAAUCAGCAACAACUGUCUCUUGUUGAGUUUCUCUUGACGGCUCUGCGUAAAUCUGUUGUAUCUUGCCGUGUAGACAACCGGCAAGACGACGGUGGAGUUGGCGGCGGAGGGAUUUCGUCGGCCGUUCAUCACAUGGAGAUCGGAUGGCCAACGAAUGUUCGACACAUCACUCAUGUUACCUUCGAUCGAUUCCAAGGCUUUCUUGGUCUCCCUCACGAGCUUCAAGUUGAGAUCCCAUGUCGAGUCCCCAGUGCAAGUGUGAGCGUGUUUGGUGUAUCCGCUGAGUCAAUGCAAUGUUCUUAUGACGAGAAAGGAAACAGUGUCCCAACUAUUCUAUUACUUAUGCAAGAAAGGCUUUAUUCUCAACAAGGUCUCAAGGCUGAAGGGAUUUUCAGGAUAAACCCUGAGAACAGCCAAGAGGAGCAUGUAAGAGAUCAACUUAACAGAGGUAUUGUUCCUGACAACAUUGAUGUUCAUUGCUUGGCUGGUCUUAUUAAAGCUUGGUUUAGAGAGUUACCUUGCGGAGUGCUCGAUGGUCUUUCUCCUGAGGAAGUUCUCAAUUGCAACACUGAGGACGAAUCUGUUGAGCUCAUAAAGCAGCUUAAGCCAACUGAGUCUGCUUUGCUCAGUUGGGCUGUUGAUCUCAUGGCUGAUGUUGUUGAAGAAGAAGAGUCCAACAAAAUGAAUGCUAGGAAUAUUGCUAUGGUUUUUGCUCCUAAUAUGACUCAGAUGACAGAUCCAUUAACGGCUCUUAUGCAUGCUGUCCAAGUUAUGAACUUGCUCAAGACUCUCAUCACUAAAACACUAGCUGAACGCGAAGAAAAUGCAACCGGAUCAGAAGGAUAUUCUCCAUCCCACUCAUCCAAUUCCCAAACUGACUCUGAUUCUGACAAUGCACAAGACAUGGAAGUCAGCUGUGAAUCACAAGGCACAGAUUCGGAAUGCGGAGAAAGUGAAGAAGAAGAAGGAGAAGAAGAACAGCAAGAAGAACAUCUCAACCGCCGCUCUACCCAUGAAGAUGAAAACGACACUGGAUCACUAAGCUCAAUAGAGAAAUGCUUCUUGAUUCAGCUCAACAACGAUGCUAGAGUUUCAAACUCCACUAUCACUGAACACUGGAGCCCUAAAGGCUCUCCACUAGUAUCAUUCGCAGAGAACACAAACAACACUUUCCGCUCAAGCACAAGCCACGAAGAUGAAGCAAAUGAUCGUCUUACUCAAGCCUGAUCUGCAUUUUCCACGUUUUCACUGGUGACAACCUCAGUUUCUAUGUAGCGUUCCUUUCCUUCCUGCUUAAUCUGCUGCAGAGAACAAAACAAGAAGGAAGAAAACUUGUUGUGUCUGUAAAUCAAUACAGAGAUUAUUGUCCAA
This is a messenger RNA of Capsella rubella, 1563 nucleotides long. RefSeq names its product rho GTPase-activating protein 2. The record is from RefSeq and is a predicted model, not a curated record. The transcript has 3 exons. The coding region runs from base 85 to 1419 and encodes 444 amino acids. Lineage: Eukaryota; Viridiplantae; Streptophyta; Magnoliopsida; Brassicales; Brassicaceae. Gene Ontology annotation, biological process: signal transduction. Gene Ontology annotation, molecular function: GTPase activator activity.